UAAUAUUUAAAAUAUUAUUCGAGUUAAUGAAUAUUUUGUAUCCAUUUAUUGCGCAGGAAUUUUAUCAGAUGGCGACAUUUUUCCAAAUUUUUUUCAUUUUGUUAUUUUAUUCAUAGAUUGGGUAUAGACCACGAUGAAACAGAGGCAUGCGGUAGCAAUCUUGGAUACAUCAUGGCAGUGUAUGAUAUGGCUUCGAAUUUAAGCGCAAAGUUCUCAAACUGUUCCGUUCAAGACCUGAAUCAGGCACUGAAUUUCGGUUCACUCCAGUGUAUGUACGAUCCACCACCAAAGGCAGUCAAUUUACCGAAAUUGAUGCCCGGAAGAGUACAAAGCGUGGAUAAACAGUGUCAAGCUCACGGCUAUAUAGGAUACUGCUCCAACGAGAGAAACUUGUGCGCCGAGUUAUGGUGCAUGAAAUUCCAAGGAUACAAAUUGGCGAACAGAUGCAUUCAAACAGAGUUCAGUGCAGCGCCGGGCACUCCCUGCGGAAACGACGUAAAUGGAAAGCCUCAGUUCUGUCUGUCGCAACAAUGCGUCACUAUGGAUUAGCGUCACAGGUUUCAUGAUUUUCAACAUUUUCUUCGAUUAUUGGACCCUGGUUAGUAAGGAAUAUCAAUUU
This is a messenger RNA of Venturia canescens, 619 nucleotides long. Its product is annotated as A disintegrin and metalloproteinase with thrombospondin motifs 5-like. The transcript is spliced from 4 exons. Lineage: Eukaryota; Metazoa; Arthropoda; Insecta; Hymenoptera; Ichneumonidae. The coding region runs from base 172 to 549 and encodes 125 amino acids. The record is from RefSeq and is a predicted model, not a curated record.